UCGCGGUGUCCGGCCGGAGACGGUUCAGAGUGUCGGAGGACGAGGGAGGCAGAGAGGGAAGAAGACGAGGUUCAUCAGUCCACCAUGGCGCUGCGGGACGAGCUGUUGAAGUCCAUCUGGCACGCCUUCACCGCGCUGGACCUGGACAAGAGCGGGAAAGUCUCCAAAUCUCAGCUCAAGGUGCUGUCCCACAACUUAUGUACAGUGAUGAAUAUCCCACACGACCCAGUGGCGCUGGAGGAGCACUUUAAAGACGAUGACGAGGGUCCUGUCUCCAACCAGGGGUACAUGCCCUACCUGAACAAGUUCAUCCUGGAUAAGGUGACGGACAACUUUGACCGCCAGGACUUCAACACAUUGUGCUGGACUCUGUGCUCCAGGAAAAACCUGAAGCAAGGUCAGCUGCUCAUCUCCAACGACGAUGCAUUCAAGAUCUGGUGCAUCUUCAACUUCCUGUCCGAGGACAGAUAUCCGCUGAUUGUCGUCACUGAGGAGAUCGAGUACUUCCUGCACAAGCUGACGGACGCGAUGGGGGGCAGCUGGAUGGAGGAGCGCUUCGAGGAUUACAGGCUGGACUCGAAGCAGCAGUGUCUGAGCGCCUGGGAGCUCAUCGGCCUGGUGGGCUCGGGCCACUUCAGUAAAGGCAUGGACCGGCAGACGCUCUCCAUGGGCAUCACCGAGGUCUACCAGGAGCUCAUCCUGGACGUACUCAAACAGGGCUAUAUGAUGAAGAAGGGUCACAAGAGGAAGAACUGGACCGAGCGCUGGUUCAUGCUGAAGCCAAACUCCAUGUCCUACUACGUGGGCGAGGACCUGACCGACAAGAAAGGAAACAUCUUACUGGAUGGAAACUGCAGUGUGGAGCCUUUACCAGACAAAGAGGGAAAGAAGUGCCUCUUCCUCAUAAAGUCGUCCCUGAAAAGCUUUGAAAUCAGUGUGUCGGACAAGAAGAAGAAACAGGAGUGGAUCCAGGCCGUUCAGACCUGCGUGAGUCUGCUGCGUCAGGGCCGACCGGCGCCGCAUCGCGAGGCUCGGCAGAAGCGACGGGACCUGCGGCUGCGGCAGCAGGCGGAGCAGGAGGAGCUGGAGCUGAGGAUGAGGGAGCUGCAGACGGCCAACGAGGCCAAACAGCUGGAGCUGGAGAACAUGAGGAAGGCUCUGGAAGAGGCAGCGGCUAAUGCAGCGGAAGAAGAACGAAGGCGACUUCAGACCCAAACUGAGAUCCAGGACCGCUACAGAGUGGACCUGGAGAGAGAGAAAACCGUACGGCAGCAGAUGGAGGAGCAGGUGGCUCAGAAGUCCACGGAGCUGGAGCAGUACCUGCAGCGGGUCCACGAGCUGGAGGACAUGUACCGUCAACUGGAGGACGCUCUGGAGGACGAGAGGCGCGCCCGACAGGACGAGGAGACUGUCCGCAAGCUGCAGGCACGGCUACUGGAGGAAGAGGCCACCAAGAGGGCGGAGCUGGAGCAGAUCCAUCUGCGGCAGCAGCUGGCCAUCUCCGAGACAGAGGCAGAGAAGCAGGAGCUGGAGAGGGAGCGUGUGGCCAAGGAGAGCGCCCUGCAGGCUGCGAUGACACAACUGGAACACCUGGAGCAGGAGAGGCAGGGGGCCCUGGAGCAGUACCUGACAGUGAUGAAGAAGCUGGAAGAUGCAACCAACAACACAAAGACCUGGAAGCACAAGGUGGCUGAACAUGAAGGCUUAUUACGGCUCAUUCAACCAGGUUCCAAGGAACAGAAGCUGAUCACCAACUGGGGCCCAGCAGCCUUUUCUGAUGCAGAGCUCAGUCUUAGGCAGAAGCAAUGGCAGGAGACGAAGAACCAGACAACGCAGGCUCAGUAGAUCCACUGUAACCUGAACAUUAAACGUGUCUGAAACUCAGAGGACAGGGCUGCUGUGAUAAAACACGUCCAAGUAGUGACUGGAAGGUCACAACUGGAUUUACCAGGAUAAUGUGGGAGAUUUUACGUUACAGAGCAUUAAAAGUUUUAACAAGUUUCCGUCGCAUUUCCACAACUUAGUAUAGCAGUGGAAGUAGGAGAAGUCCUUUUUGUUCCUACACGUAGUGAGUAGGAACUCAACCAAAUAUCUAAGUUUGAAGAGUUCAUCUCACAAUGGAUGCUGCCAGUCUUUUAGUUUAUUAACAGUGGACUGGGCAGUUUACUGAAAGUCACGUGUCCAUGCAACGACUUAUUAUAAUUAUUUUCUUCCCCUUAAUCCCGACUGUAUAUCUAUUAAAUGCACUACUUUUGGCCAGAGUCUGCCCAACACAAAUUUGUUGAAGCUGUUGUAAAGUUUAUCAUCUAGGGUCAACAAUAUCUAUCCUUUUGUAAAAUCUUUGAGAAGUGUGAGCUACAGAAAUUGAUACAAACUGCUCUUUUCUUCUUUGGGGAGGUUUUUGUACAUUUUUUAACAAUGGUUUCUUACUAAAGGCAGAAUCCAUAAUUGUGUUUAACAAAGGAAAUAUCAUGUACAAUUCACUGAAUUGUUUGUUAUUGUUUUCUCUGUCUAACUAACCAGCCCUUGAACAUUUCCUGUUUGUAGAUACAUUUUGCAGAGGCCUCACUCUGAACAUGAAUCCUAACUGCCAAACCCGUGUUGCUGUAACCUCCUGUGCCUUUGAUACUGUUGUGAGUGAACAAUGUGAUUUGUAUUUUAUGUUUUUAUACACAUGUAAAAAGCUGAAGUAUGAACAAUGUUAUAAAACAUCUUGAAUAACUGUAUGCUCUAGUCUGUCUGAAACACACUGUACUGCAGAUCUGAAUACAAGACAUACAAGAAACUUUUUUUUAAAAUGACAAACUACUAUGGACCUGUAACAGAUAGUCGGCAGAAAAAUAUCAUUUUGUAAACAAUAAAUCUAAGUAUUGCAAAAAUUCCCCAAAAAUAUGUCCUGCUUUUCUACAAAUGUAUAUACGCAGACAAUUUAUCACUUAAAAUAAUCCAUUCAGCCCUAAAGGUACAGUAAGAUGCAAACUGGUUCAAAGCUCAAUGAUCACCUUGUUGCCAGAACCUCAGGAGGGCGCUAAACGUCCACAUCACUGUACAGAGGCUAAACAACUCCAGUAUGUGAUGGAGUCACACUUACUGUGAAACUUAAAGGGGCAGUGAGCCAUUCUGGACAUAGCUUGCAGCGCCAGCACUCUUGAUAAAGUGUCGACGAGUGAUGUUUACAAACUGCGCUCAUGGUGUUGUGUGGUUCGGUCUGCACCAGAAAUUGUUUUCGACUUACAGAGCCUGGGCUGCACCGAAAACCCAGAUUUCUUUUCACCGCACACAGAACCGACAGCUAACGGCCGGUGAGAAAAUAUUCGCUGAUUUUUACAAAACGUGUAUCGCUCCAGAAUGGCUUACUGCCCCUUUAACUGUGGCUCAUCUGAGGAGAGAAUCAUGACACGGUUACUUCAUGUCCAUGACUUCAUUGUCAAGAACUUCAGUUUUUCCAAAAUAAAGAUGAUCACUGUCUUCUGUC
Messenger RNA from Scophthalmus maximus (turbot), 3475 nucleotides. RefSeq names its product switching B cell complex subunit SWAP70b (gene swap70b). The coding region runs from base 85 to 1845 and encodes 586 amino acids. The record is from RefSeq and is a predicted model, not a curated record. Gene Ontology annotation, molecular function: calcium ion binding. Gene Ontology annotation, cellular component: nucleus; cytoplasm. The transcript is spliced from 12 exons. Lineage: Eukaryota; Metazoa; Chordata; Actinopteri; Pleuronectiformes; Scophthalmidae.